CUCUCUCUCUCUCUCUCUCUCUCUUUCUCCCUCUCCCUUCACCCUAUCGCUUUCUACCAGUGCUACUGGUCAAGGCUUGGCCUGGUUCGGGGCCUCCACAGCUUCUCCGUUUCCGUCAUAUCCUCAUGAUGGACCUUUCGAUGUUGCUAUUUUGAUUGACCGGCUCCUAAUGGGUUCCCUCGGCAGCUUCCUCUUUGUAUACUUCCUCGGCGGACUGACUUUUAUCCCACUGGUCCUGUCGUUAAUUCUUCUGCAUGCUUAUUUGACCCUUCCGUCACCUCCGCCAAUCGAGCAAAUAUGCGAACGGGCCAAAGACCCUCUGCGGCGUCCUGGUGACGACCAAUAUAGUCUAAAAUCCGGCACGGAUGAGCUAGCAGAGAAGUUCCAUCGUACGCACGAGUCGGAUGUUGCGGCAGGCUACUUUGCCGUAUGUCGCGAAUAUGUGCCUGGUGGAGUCAAUGGGAAACCACCCGAGAGAACCACGCCGGCGGGCGAGGUGAUCGCCGCGGAGAGCCCGAGCGUCUACCAGACAAUGUAUAGAAGUCUGUUUGACCGAAAGCAGACGCCAACGAUUGAGCCAACUAAAAAUAAUGGGAAAAGCGGCAAGAGGGCGCGCAAUGUAUUUUACAUUGUUCUCCGGCAUGGCCAUUUGAUGCUUUAUGAUGAUGCCAACCAGGUCGAGGUGCGAUAUGUUAUUUCCCUUGCGCACCAUGAUGUAAACAUCUGUGGUAGUGAAGGGGAGAUCCAAGAAGGCGAGCUGUGGCUUAAGAGAAAUGCUAUCUGUCUUUCGCGACGACUGGAAUCUCUUGCAGAUUUAGGGGGACCAACGCCUCCAUUCUUUCUUUUCUCGGAAAAUCUGUCCGAAAAGGAAGACUUCUAUUUCGCUAUGCUCCAAAACCAAUCCAAGAUGUGGAACUCCCCCGACGCCCCUCCCAAGCAUCAACCUUUCGAUGUUAAGCAUAUCGUCACCCUUGUUCAACGAUUGCAUUCAUCUGAAGAACAACUACAGACGCGGUGGAUCAAUGCGGUCCUUGGGCGGGUGUUUCUUGCCAUGUAUAGAACGCCGGAGAUGGAGGAGUUUGUCCGAAAAAAAAUCACUAAGAAAAUCUCUCGAGUUAACAAGCCGAACUUCAUCAGUAAAAUUGGCCUACAAAGGAUUGACAUGGGCGAAGGGGCGCCAUUUAUCAUCAAUCCAAGGCUUAAAGAUCUAACUGUUGACGGGAACUGCUGUGUAGAGACAGACGUUCAGUAUACCGGCAACUUCCGAGUGGAGAUCUCGGCUACAGUGCGCAUUGACCUUGGGCCUCGUUUCAAGGCCAGGGAAGUAGACAUUGUUCUUGCCGUGGUGCUGAAGAAACUUCAUGGUCACCUGUUGAUACGGUUCAAGCCUCCUCCGAGCAAUCGAGCCUGGAUCUCCUUCGAAACGAUGCCAAGCAUGGACAUGGAGAUUCAGCCCAUCGUUAGUUCAAAACAAAUCACAUACGGUAUUAUUUUACGCACUAUUGAAAGUCGGAUAAGAGAGGUUGUCGCUGAAAGCAUUGUUCAGCCAUUUUGGGAUGAUAUUCCCUUCUUAGACACCGCCACGCAGCGUUUUCGUGGAGGAAUCUGGCAACGAGAUAUCCCGACACCGGACACGAAGGUCGACAUACCAGACGAGAGCGGCGCUCAGCCUCAGACAACAGGAGCAGAGAAGGGAGAUUUCGUUGAUGUGCUAAAAACGAAAGACGAACGUACAAUGAGCGCGCCUGUGAUUUCUGAGUCUAUACCUAUCACGACAAAAUCCCGCAAGGGCUCCAAAGGAGAGCUUGAAAGGAAUAACUCAAGUGCCUCAAAUACCGCUAUUGAGAAAUUCGGCAGCUCACCACCACGUGCCAUCCGAUCCCAGACGUUCUCCAACGCUGCUGAUCCUGUGCUUACAGCAGAUAAUGCAAAGAUCGACAAAGUCGUGUAUGACAGCAAAGACACAGAAAAGAGCAGUGCUGCUAGUGCCAUGAUUGAAAUAUCAAACCGCUCUCCUCCCGGGUCGCCGAACAGAUCACCGAGUGGCUCGCCGCCUACCGACAGUAAUAUGCCGCAAGACAAUGCGUCUCAAAGCCGGGAUCCAUCCAUAGUGGAAUCCAUUGAGAGUGUGGGAGAAUUUAGCACCGACUCUUCUGUUCACCCUUCUGCUGUUCAUAAAACGAGUAGUUCAUCUCUUCGAAGUAUGGCUGCCAGUUCCACCGCCUCACCGGGUGGCAACAAAUCCAGACGAAGUACACUCGAGACUCUGGCACGCACCGUGACGUCUUCCACUGCCGCAGAAAAGUCUCAAGUUUCUCUGUCGUUGGGCACAGCGACUUCUGUUGCGAAGAGAUGGGGCUGGAAUAUGUUUGGCAAGGGGGAACAGAACACUACUCACGAAUCGUCCCGGCCUGCAGGUACACCAGAGGAGCCCAUAGGCCGAGGGCAUCCUCUUCCGCCCCCAGGCACCCCAUUGCCACGCCCUGAGUCAUUUGCUUUCAAGAGGAACUCUGUCCCUGUAACCAAACGAAAACCUGUUCCGCAUAAUGCAUCUCCUGAGCAGCAGCCCAAAGGGGAUGGCAAGAGGCGUGUCUCAAAGCCACCUUUACCUAGAAGAAAGCCUAUCUUCAACUCAGGAGAUUCGGAGAAUCAUCCUGAUGAGUUGCUGGUUGUCGAGGCCCCUUACGACUCAGGCCCUAAUAGCCCGGUUGUCGAUGUUGCCCCCGACAAUGCUUUGCUUGGGCCCAGUACACAGCGGAAUUCAACCAUGUCCAAUAUGGCUACGAGAAGGUCUAAUGACCUUUGGGAGAAAGCAAAUGGACACGACCAAUCCUCCCUGGUCGAGGACGCCGAGGCUGACAAACACGGCAUGGCAAUCUUAUCAGCAACCGACGGCAUUAUUCCGUGAUGGGCGAUGUAAUUAUAACCGGAUGCUGUCGCACCUACCGAGCAGAGCUCAGUGUCGCUGCGGACUCUUUCAGCGUAUGAUGAUCGAUUUCCUCGCCCAACUUGCCAAUGUGGGUCCUAUGCUCUUUUUCCUUCGCUUCCUCUUUUUGUUUGCAUUACGACAUGGCCGUUUGUCCUAUGUAUACCCUCCGGCCAGUUAUAUGAUCUGAUCGGCGUCAUCAGAUGGCGUUCAAGGAGCGAUGUUCAAUUUUUUUUUCAUCAUAAUCCAGUGUCAACUUCGACUAUUGGGCCUCGGUAUGGACGUACGGGUGAAUAUAUGACUAUGUCUUGCACCUCUAUUUUGUUUCCCCCUCCGUUUUUUUGUUUUUUUUUUUUU
Messenger RNA from Aspergillus caelatus, 3283 nucleotides. RefSeq lists its product as uncharacterized. Gene Ontology annotation, cellular component: ERMES complex; endoplasmic reticulum. NCBI's taxonomy places the organism in Eukaryota, Fungi, Ascomycota, Eurotiomycetes, Eurotiales, Aspergillaceae. The coding region runs from base 170 to 2908 and encodes 912 amino acids. The transcript is spliced from 2 exons. Gene Ontology annotation, molecular function: lipid binding. Gene Ontology annotation, biological process: phospholipid transport. The record is from RefSeq and is a predicted model, not a curated record.